This is a messenger RNA of Propithecus coquereli (Coquerel's sifaka), 930 nucleotides long. Its product is annotated as olfactory receptor 2G3-like. Gene Ontology annotation, molecular function: olfactory receptor activity; G protein-coupled receptor activity. Bases 1 to 930 code for a protein of 309 amino acids. Gene Ontology annotation, biological process: G protein-coupled receptor signaling pathway. The record is from RefSeq and is a predicted model, not a curated record. Lineage: Eukaryota; Metazoa; Chordata; Mammalia; Primates; Indriidae. Gene Ontology annotation, cellular component: membrane. The transcript has a single exon.
AUGACCAAUAGCAGUGUCAACGGAGACUUCAUCCUGGCAGGCUUCUCUGACCAGCCCUGGCUGGAAAAGAUACUCUUCCUGGUUGUUUUGAUAUCUUAUCUCCUUACUCUUGUGGGAAAUACAAUAAUUAUUCUCAUCUCCUCAGUAGACCCUAAACUCAAAACACCCAUGUACUUCUUUCUUACUCACCUAUCCCUAGUUGAUAUCUGUUUUACCACCAGUAUUGUCCCCCAGCUGCUGUGGAACCUAAAAGGACCAGCCAAGACCAUCACAUCCCUGGGUUGUGCCAUCCAGCUCUAUGUGUCCCUGGCACUGGGCUCCACUGAGUGUGUCCUCCUGGCAGUAAUGGCUUUUGAUCGCUAUGCUGCAGUUUGCAAACCUCUCCACUACACAGCUGUGAUGAACCGAAGGCUCUGCCAGGCUCUGACAGGGGUUGCGUGGCUGAGUGGAGCAGGAAACACUCUCAUCCAGGGCACUGUCACCCUCCGCCUGCCUCGCUGUGGACACCGGUGGCUCCAUCAUUUCUUCUGUGAGGUACCCUCCAUGAUUAAACUUGCAUGUGUGGACAUCAGGGCCAACGAGGUCCAGCUCUUCAUUGCUUCAUUGGUCUUGCUCCUGUUGCCCUUAGCACUGAUACUGCUGUCUUAUGGAUAUAUAGCCAAGGCAGUUCUGAGGAUCAAAUCAUCCCAGGCCUGGGGCAAAGCCAUGGGGACAUGUGGAUCCCACCUGAUGGUAGUGUCCCUUUUCUAUGGGACCAUCACAGCUGUCUACAUCCAGCCUAACAGUUCCUAUGCCCAUACUCAUGGGAAAUUCAUCUCCCUCUUCUAUACAGUUGUGACCCCGACUCUGAAUCCCCUCAUCUACACACUGAGGAAUAAAGAUGUGAAAGGAGCACUAGGGAGACUAUUUUGCAGAGACCCAGGCACAUGA